AGGAAGGAGGUGAAGAGGUCGCCUCAGUACACCGUCCAGCUCAGAGGCUGUGAGGUCAGAGCGGGCCCCGACACCGACCACUCCUACAGGAUCACACUGAGCAUGCUCGGUGACCAGGUGGCCGUGCUGGAGGUGAGUAGUUCAGGUGAAAAGGAGCACUGGUUAAAGCUGCUGCAGGACGGAGCUGCCAAAACUCAGGAGAACACAGAUAAAGCUCUGAGUGGGCUGCAGACUCAAAGGUUUCCCAACUCCAACACAUACAUGGACGACCCCUUCCAUCUGAGUGGAACAUAUCAAGACCAGCCCAUCUAUUCCAACACCUCCAUACUGGAUCACAUGCUUCACAGCUCUCAGGAUUCAGUUCGCCCCUGCUCGGUGUCGUCUAAAGACUCUGUGACCUACAGCAACACCACAUUCAGCAGCCACAACAGGAAGUCGUUGGAAUUGGAGCGAGGCGUGCAGAAGCUGGAGCUGACUGGGAAGAGGACGGUGCAGCUGAGGGCGGGGUCAGAGAUCAACCUGACGUCUGCCGGGAAACAAAACAAACGCACCUCAUUUAGACAGUCGCUGGCCAUCUGCAGUGAGCGCGCUCAGGCGGGAUUCCUGAACCCUCUGCUGCGGCGCACGGCCUCCGCUAAAAACUCUCUGAGACGAGCUCCUUCAUCGCUGUUCAUCGAACAUGGGAAAGUUUUCCAGAAGAGGAAGGAGUGGGAAACCAAAGCUGCUGCUUGACACCGACUAUGUAUCCAUCAUCAUCAUCAUCCUCAUCCUCAUCCUCAUCAUUAUCAUCAUCAUCAUGAAAUCUACAAGCUACAGUUCUCGCAGCCUAAGAACCACAAACAACAACUUAUUAUUUCUCACUGAAUAUCUGUGUUGACCUAUUUGAACUGCUUGAGUCAUAAACCUUAACAUGACACUGUUCUGGCCUUUAUCCAUUACAUGAAGAUAUUUCAGUCGCUGUUGUGUGGUGAACUUUAAAAAAGCAAUCUGCGUCAACAGAAAAUCCACAUACAAAAUAAACAGAGUCAUCCGUGAGGAACAUGAGCAGGUUAGCACAAAUUAGUCAAUUAUUUUCUUUAAAAAGACUUGAAAACCGUUGACUUUAAUUAAAUGUAUUAUGUCAAGAGAAUUUACAUAUUUGUAUUUGGUUAGUUGAA
This is a messenger RNA of Trematomus bernacchii (emerald rockcod), 1157 nucleotides long. RefSeq lists its product as uncharacterized. Lineage: Eukaryota; Metazoa; Chordata; Actinopteri; Perciformes; Nototheniidae. Bases 103 to 732 code for a protein of 209 amino acids. The record is from RefSeq and is a predicted model, not a curated record. The transcript has 7 exons.